AAAUCGCAUGAAUCAUAUAAAUUAUGUCAGAUAGAACUUGUUACAACUACAAGUGCAUAAAUGCACGAUUUAUGCAUAGAUAUGGAGGGGAUUUAGAGAAUUGUGUGCUGUCCAUGUGCGCAUUAGUUAGAAACGGAAUACCUUCCAGUCAACGUAUAGAAGUUUAAGAGCAUAGACAGAUUCCAUUCGGAGAGAUAUUAAAAUUCCAAAGGAAGUAACUGUUGAGGCAAAAAACGGAACUGAACAUGGCAAAACAACAUCACUUUUCGGAAAAAAACAUUUAUCGCGUUCCAUUUUGGACACUGAAAUUGCGUAUGAUGAAUAUGAGGAAGACGAAGAUAUUGUACAAUGGCAAUUACCGAAGAUAAAAGAACUACCAAAGCUUGCAUCACUAUUACGUGAAUGGAGUGUGACACAGGUAUCAGUUGCUGCGCACAUUUUACAUAAAAAUUUUAUUAAAAGGAAGAAUAAUUACAUCGUUCGAUUUAGCCUAAAUUUAUAGAAACUAAAACAAUGACAAAAAAAGCACGCAAAGCAUUAGAGAAGGAGCAAGCGGCUUCUGCUGCCGCUGAAGCUGAACGAAUUAGGCUGCAGAUGAUAAAAAAUAUGCAGGAAGAAAUUCGAUUGGAAAAGUACAAUACGGAGAGACAAGUAUUAUUGGAGGAACGAGAGGCAGCAAUGCGAAACGUUCAAUUAAAAGAGACAUUGUUUAUGCUUCAUGAUUACAAAGAUGCAUUUAUGCAAUAUUUAGCUGCCGCUGAAGAAGAAGAAAAUUGGAUUAGAUAUAUGACUUGCGACGGAUUACCAGACCCUGGAAGUUUAUCCGAAAUGAAUACAUUUAUGUUUUUAUGGUCAAUGGAAGACGAGAAAGUUAAUAUGAACAAAUUUAUUGCGAAAUUCAAUAUUAUCAUUUAUUUAUUGAUGAAACUUAACGAAAUAAUACAAUACUCAUUCACCAGCUCACUAGAUUACAUAAUCGAAUGCAAGAUGAUCAGGCAGCGGUUUCGUGACAAGCUGCAAGAAUGGAUAGAUGCGGCUUGUUACUCUCUUUUACGUCAAAUAGAAAAGGAUAUGAUACGCGAGAGUAUAAAAACGGCGAGAUACGCCAACAUUUCCGAUCAAAUCAGUUGUUGUAUAUGGGCAUUGAUAAAAUUGCCUAUUCCACUUAAACAGGUUACCGAAAAGGAUAGAAAAUCUAUUGAAGUUUAUUUCAAAGAAAUUGAGCUGACUGUUAAAAUGCCCAUAGAUAUUGAUUGCUAUUGUAUGGCGAUUCGAGCAUUAUGGGUAAAGUAUGAUCAUUACUCUGAUUCUGCGACUACAUAUAUCAUGCCAAAACUACCGGAGAAAUACGAGAGCUUGUAUACAAUAGAUUUUUUUACGUACUGUCAAAACGAAUACAAUGAGAAAUUGAAGAUACGUGAAGAACAAGUCGAGGGUCGUCGUCUUCGAUUAGAGGAAAAAAAAGCUAUACUUGAAAAAAUGGAAAAUCCUCCAGCCCCAGUGCCUACAAAGCCUGAAAGGAAAGGAAAACUGCAGAAAAAGCCGGGUAUCCAAGGAGCGAAGCGUCCGGAACCAGAACAGGAACCGGAACAGUUACCGUAUCUACCUACACCAGAUGAAAUCAUUUUACAAAGAGAAAAUGAAACCCGAAAGGAAAUUAGAAAACUGCUGUUUACACGCUGCGAAAAAACAGAGAUUAAUUUGCGAAAAUACAGAAUACUCGGUGGUGCGUUACACAUUGAUCUAGUUUAUCAGCCGCCACAACCCAAAGAUAUGAGAAGAGAAAUUACGCUUACCACUUUGCAAAUUCCUAAAAAAUUGAAAUCUGUACCCUUUUUCAAGCCAUAUAAGGCGCCGCCUCCGGCACCUGAUUCUGAAAGGACACCGGAAGUAAUUGAGGCAGAGAUGAAAGCUUUGGAGGCGGCAAUGGAGGCACUGGCUCUAGUAACUUUAAAGCUUCCUAGCUCUAUUAUUUGGUUCGAACCACCAUUAGUGGCACACUGGAUACCUGAGAAGAAAAUAUGGUCUACGCAGGACGUGCAUGAUAUCAAGUACAACGAGGAGAAGCAAACUAUUAUGUUUAGAACUGGCAGAUUAGGCGUUCACGGUCUCGCUACUUUUAAGUUUAUUAAUAUUCCUUUUCAAAGUUGGGAACUUAAGCCUGAAAUUGGCAGAAACGCACGCGGUGGUAUUGUGCUCAAUGUGACUGCGGCCAUCGUUCAAGCAGAAUUUAUAGUUAGGGAAGACCUGGUUUGCUUAAAUUCACUAGUUGGUGGUACGUCGACAGAACUUAAAAAGAUUAUUGGAGAAUAUAUGAAGUUACAUAUCUUGAUUGAGAAAAUGCGCGACGUCGGAUGUGAUCUAUUUCCAGAGCGAGAUGCCUUUGCUUAUGUGAAAGCUCUUUCGGUAAAGCAUCCGGUAACUGAAAGGCACUUACGAGAAUGCAUGGCAUUACUUUGCACAGCAUAUACCUUCUCCUGGUCGCGCUGGAACGCUAGUCGAAAUUUCAGAGAAAUUGUAAUACAAUUCAAAGAACUCCACGGAUGUGUUGCAAAAGAGCGAACAAAUUUAACUCUUUUGGUAACUCCCUUGCGAACGAUGAUGGUGACAUGUACCGAAGUGAGCUCAGAAUUUUCUAAUGUACCGUUAGAUGGUGAGAAUUCAAAGUUUUAUGCUGAUUUAUAUCACUUGGCACAGCAGAAUGCCGGGAUUAAAAGCCGUAUACUGAUGAAAAAUAUUUCUUUCAAUCUUGUCAAUACCGUUGCAGAACUUCUAGGUCGCACUAGUGUAAUUAACAUGUCAUCGUAAAACAAAUAAAUAUCCUACAGUAAA
This is a messenger RNA of Solenopsis invicta (red fire ant), 2832 nucleotides long. Its product is annotated as axonemal 84 kDa protein. The record is from RefSeq and is a predicted model, not a curated record. Gene Ontology annotation, molecular function: beta-tubulin binding; microtubule binding. The transcript has 17 exons. Lineage: Eukaryota; Metazoa; Arthropoda; Insecta; Hymenoptera; Formicidae. Gene Ontology annotation, cellular component: axoneme. Bases 514 to 2808 code for a protein of 764 amino acids.